AUGGAUGUGAUCGAGACAGACAGGGCCCACGUGCAGGUGAACUCAGCAGGCGCCACCAGCUAUGUGAACAACUACAAGAUCAUGACCAUGUUGGGCGAGGGCACCUUCUCCAAGGUCUAUCUGUGCCAAAACGAGGCUGGCAACGAAUUUGCACUCAAGGUUAUCAACAAGUCCAUCCUAAAGCGCAAGCGCGAGUACAAGCGCGUCGACGGAAAACUCAUGCUCUCCAACGCCUUCCAGAAAGUUCAAAAGGAAGUGGCCAUCAUGAAAAAGCUAGCGCACUCGAAUCUGGUGCGGCUGUACGAGGUGAUUGACAGUCCGGCCGACGACAAACUCUUUCUGGUGCUGGAGCUCAUUCGAGGUGGUCAGAUCAUGUACUGGGACGACAAGCAGUUCCGCUACUUUGCACGCAAUACUUCGAGCGGCGUACUGGACAAGGACAUGGUGCGCGAGUGCUUGCGCGAUGUUGUGGCUGCCCUCGAUUUUUUGCACCGCAACCACAUCUGCCACCGUGAUAUUAAGCCCGAGAACAUCCUUCUGUCUGGUACCCAAUACAAGCUCGCCGACUUCGGCGUCGCGUACAUGAAUGAGGAUGCACCAGCAGUUGCAGCCAAAGCGGGGGACGCUGCCGCGUUAAGACUUCGUAGCACGGAAGGAACGUACCAUUUCCUGGCCCCCGAAUGCACCACAGGAGAUGAGUACGACCCGUAUCAAGUGGACGUUUGGGCACUGGGAGUGACCAUGUUCACGCUGCUAGUUGGAAUGCUACCGUUUGGUACGAGUGUUGCGUCGUUGAGUGACGUUAUGACUUCAAUUCGCGAGGACCCGCUGAUCCUUCCCCCCGACCUCGACCCGGAGUGUGCCGACAUGCUUACAAAGCUCAUGGAAAAGAACCCUCGGCUCCGUAUUACGAUCCCACAGCUCAAGACGCACCCAUGGAUCUCACGAUCAGGUGGCGAGUUGGAUCGGAGACCGUCAGGACUCGAAGUCAUGGUCACACAGCAGGAGAUCGAAGCGGCCUUCACGCCCGUCAACAACUUUAUCCUCGUCAUGAAGCUCAAGAUGAAGAUGUCCUCGCGCUUAAACAGCGCCCGAAAGUCGCUCGCGAGCAGUCCAAACAGCAAGCGGCGGGUUGAGGCGGUACCCGUCACAAAGCACGUUCCUCUUGCUUUGACUCCACUAAGCGCAGACAAAUUCGAUGAAGGGAUCGAGCUUGUCUCGUCAAAGACUAUGGAGAUGGCUCCGAGCGAGCAGCCGCGCGCAGGCAACGACCGAUUGCAACGCCGAUCGAGUCGCUUGGUCGAGUCGAUUAGUGAGACGGUG
Messenger RNA from Phytophthora sojae, 1323 nucleotides. RefSeq lists its product as hypothetical. Gene Ontology annotation, biological process: intracellular signal transduction; protein phosphorylation. Gene Ontology annotation, molecular function: protein serine/threonine kinase activity; ATP binding. The annotation marks the transcript as partial. Gene Ontology annotation, cellular component: cytoplasm. The transcript has 4 exons. Lineage: Eukaryota; Oomycota; Peronosporomycetes; Peronosporales; Peronosporaceae. The record is from RefSeq and is a predicted model, not a curated record.